CGUCGACGGUCGUCUGCUGCGUCCUUCCAAUUAGAACCGCUGAUUGGGUCACGGAACGGGAUUGUCUCCUUAAGUGGUGACGUCACCGUGAGCGGAACGCGACUUCUUGGUUGCUUGUUUUUUGUGUUUUUUCAUUGAUCUCUUGGCGUGAUCACGUCGAAGUCGCAUCACGGAGGAAAGGAUAAUCGCUGCGCAGUUUUAUACUUCACUUCUCGGGGCGAACUUACGGAAGCGAAACGGCCUGGGCCGAGUUGCCUGAGCGCCAACGUCCGUGACACGGGAUUUCGUCAGAACACGAAAACGACGACAACAACAACAAAACAACGAUGGCCUACUCCGACUUAGCCGUGGUGGUUUUCGGUGAAGACACGUUUCUUGUGCGUGAGGUGUCAUUUGUGUUCUGUGUGCUCCGUUUGUUACGACUUUGAGGACGACUACCAGCACCUCUUCGUAUUUGCUACGCCACUGCACCCUUGUGCUUCGACGCUCGAAGAAAAACGUGGCCACGCCUUGGCUCUUUUGCGCAAGACUUGAAACAGGAUGCCUUCCUGGGGAUCUGGUUGUUUAAGGAGCUCCCAGAAACACCAACGCGAGGACGUGGCCUACCGACGUCGAACCGAGGCCCUGGAAGAUGUCUCGCUGACACUAACGAAGAGGCUCAGCUUCAUCAAUGAGGACAAGCGCGGCUCCUCGACAGUGGAACUAGUCAAGAGGGAAGGAUCUACGUUGGGCCUCAUACUAUCCGGUGGGAUCGAUAAGGGCAGCCGUCCGAAAGUCGAGUCUCUCCGGCCGGGCAGCAUAGCACACAGGUGUGACGCCCUGGCUGUCGGUGACCACAUUGUAGCCGUGAACGGAAUCCGGACCAGCAAGCUCAAGCAUGACGAGAUUGUUAACUUGCUCAAAAACGCCGGUGACAAAGUCGUGCUUGACGUUGAGUAUGAGAUUCCGAGCACAGCUGCAGAGAUGUCCAUGUGCGUCUGUCCCAAGGUGAUCCAAGUCAAGCUGGAGAAGGAGAACGGCAGCUUUGGCUUCCUCAUCCGCGGCGGCAACUGCCCCGAAAAGCUCAAGUGCCGUCCACUGACUAUCACCCACGUGCGACCAGGAGGCCCUGCCGACAGGGAAGGCACAAUUAAGGCAGGAGACCGACUGCUGGCAGUUGACAACAUCAACCUUAACAAUGCUUCCCUUAAUGAAGCCAUGGCUGUCCUGAAGCAGGUUGAGAAGCAAGCACUGCUUACCAUAGAGUAUGAUGUCUCGGUUAUGGAUGCCGUGCGGAAUGCGUCGGGACCUCUGCUUGUGGAAAUUGACAAGACACCAGGAGCACAGCUCGGAGCGACGUUGACCCAAGUUCCGCAUGGCGAAGGAGCAAUAGUUUUUGACAGCAUUAAGCAAGCAAGUGUGGCUGAAAGGUGCGGGGCACUCCACGUGGGUGACCAGCUCUUGGCCAUCGAUGGGACGCGGGUGGACCAGAUGACAGCGGCAGAGGCCAUGCAGCUCCUGAAAAUGGCCAUCGGAGAUGUCAUCAGACUGGAGAUCCUUCCCAUCAGCCAGAUGGCACUCAGGAAAUGCCCCAGCACCCAGUCGAAAAGGAGUGGGGCUCCUCCGCCUCCUCCGCACGGUUAUGCCUCGAGCUACGACACCCUCUCGUCCAUGGGAGGUCACUCGAACCGGUCAGCAGCAACAGCAGCAGCGGGACGCUGCCCUCUGCCGCCGCUCCCUCCUCCGCAAGUGCCCUCAACCCCAUCUUCAUCGCGGAGGGGAAAGCCCAGCAGAAAGCACCUCCCGGAAUACCUCUCCAGCUCUUCAAACGCGUCCAUUUCAUCCGUGUAUGGGGUUCCCCCCUGUCUGGUCGGACCAAGCCAGCUGAGCCACACAGAGACCACCCAGGUAGUCAUUUAUGCCGACCACAAGGGAUUUGGCUUCGCCCUGCAGGGCCCCACCCCUUACUCCGCCGAUCCGCUGCCACCUGUUCCGACAAUCAGUAGCAUCGACCCAAGGGGACCAGCCGAGAGGACGGGAGUCGUGCAAGUUGGGGACAGGGUUCUCUCUGUUAACGGACAGACAACCGAAGGCCUUUCACUCGAGGAAGUCACCCAGCUAAUCCAACAGUCUCGACCACGUGUAGUCCUAGACAUCGAGUUUGAUGUUGCAGAAUCGGUCAUCCCAAGCAGCGGGACCUUCACUGUAAAGCUGGCAAAAAAGGGCCCCGGGCUUGGAAUCACUAUCACAUCCCCCAAGAACAGGCGACCCGGUGAGCCCCUCCUGAUAUCGGACAUCAAGCACGGCAGCGUGGCACAUCGCACGGGCACCCUCCAACCCGGAGAUCACCUCCUUGCCAUUGACUCGGUCCGCAUGGACAACUGCACCAUUGAAGAUGCCGCCCAAAUCCUGCAGGCUUCCGAGGAGGUCGUCAAGUUGCGGAUACGCAAGGACGAAGCCUUCUGCGAGGAACCAGACGCAACGGGAGCCGUGAUCUUCACUGUGGAGUUGGCCAGACACGGUGGACCGCUGGGCAUCACCAUCUCGGGGACGGAGGAACCUUUCGACCCCAUCAUCAUAUCGGGACUCACUGAGGGAGGCCUCGCAGAAAGGACAGGGGCUCUGCACGUGGGUGACCGAAUCCUCGCCAUCAAUGGUCAAAGCCUGCGUGGAAAGCCCCUCAGCGAGGCAAUUCUUCUGCUUCAAAACUCGGGGGACGUGGUAACACUAAAAAUAUCCAAGUCCCCAAGAAACCAAGGUCUGGACGCACACCGGAUCGAACGGCCCAAAGAGCCCGAGCCCAGCGGCUUCCUGAACCUGUACGCCACCCCUAUCCCAAGCGUCGACAGCGCUGUCGAGUCGUGGGACAGCUAUGGCGGACUUGAGGCUGCUGCGGCUGCAGCUGCGAUUGCCAACGGACCUGCGCCGAUCCAGAAUAAGGUCUUGCCACCUCCGACACCUGAUCUCAGUCGUCGUGAAGCAGAUGUUCCAACAACUGCAGCCCAGCCGUCUUCUCCGCAACAGUCCUGCCCAAACGUUUCUGCUGAGCUCAAGUCGUGGGAGAGAGAGGUCUGGGGUCACCGGCCACCACCAAACCUCACUGCUCCUGGCCCAAGCACAGCAAACCCUCAGGCCUUCAUCCAGACAAGCAACCAUUCGGCGGCAUCAGACAGCGGCUCUGCAGACUGGUCAAAGGUUCUCGAAGACCUCGAAACAUGCGGGCAAUCGAAACUGCUACGGCAGAUCGAGCGCAGUAUCAUGGGAAGCCUGCCUUCCAUUGCACCCCUGCCGCACCCAGAUAUGCACCUUCCAAAUCCGGAAAACCUUCAGUAUGACGACCUCUACGGGUUCCAGUCUCGACUUCAGUCCGACGACACAUCGACGGAGUGCGAGUUCCAGGCUGUCGACCACGAGCAAGCGCCAUUCACACUGUCCCCGUACGAAGUACAACAUGAUGGACAGCGCCAUGAUGGUUCCGUGACACCUUAUCCAAACUACGGUGGUCGCAUGACCGCGCCCAUUCCCAUUGAGGUGCACAGAGUCACGCUCUUCAAGGACAAAGUCUACGAGGACUUUGGCUUCAGCGUAUCUGAUGGCCUGUAUGAAAAGGGUGUGUAUGUCAACCGGAUCCGACCAGGUGGACCUGCUGACAUGAGCGGAAUACUCAAACCUUUCGACAGGAUCCUACAGGUGAAUGAAACCAAGACGCACGACUAUGACUGCUGCCUGACCGUCCCUCUCAUGGCUUCUGCGGGAGAUGCCGUCGAGCUCAUCGUCAGCCGACCUGCCUACAUCAAUGGCAAUUCGUCGCAUAGAAACUACGAGCCCUCAUCGUUUCAUCCCUGGAUUGACGACAACGACCGUGAAGACUGUUCGUCACCUCAGGGUUCACGGCCUGGCUCUCAAAUAUUGACCAAAACCCUAUGAAAUAUGCUUCGUCACCGCUGCAGGUUUCACAAUGUGUGAGCGAGAACAAACGAUACAGAUGUAUAAUGGGCAGGUGUUUUGGUCCAAAAUCACAAUGAAGGUUGUGAACUAACACGGGUAGAAGAGAACUCAUACACACCACGCGUGUCACAAGGGACGUCAUGCUUGAGAUAAUCAUUUUUGCUUUUCGAGGGUGAAAUGGUUUCUAUUCAUAGCUGGUGCAAAUAAUGCUGAAUAAUGUUGUUACAUUUGCAUUUUUAUGUCUUUUUUUUUCAGGUUUAAAUAUGCUAGGGCUACCAUUAUACCAGUUGUUUCACUUUAACCUUAACAGAUUUUUAAAUGUUAUUCAUUGCAGAUAGCACAAUUCUACUCCUUGGAUUACUGAAUUCUACUCGGCAUUACUUGGCAUUACUUUCAAUGAGAAAUCACCACACUGCUUAAAGGACUAAUGAUAAUUACUGCGAAUUAACAUUGCACAUUGGGACAAGGACAAGAAAUGGUGAUGACAAGUGCUGUAUCAAAUUAAAAAUUUUCCCCAAUUACCUUUAUUCCUACAGUCAACUUCAGAUUUUUCGGACUACCUAGGGGUUGUGAAAAAUGAAUACAUGCCUUUUACUGUCCCCAAAGCUCAAAUCUUCACAGACUUGUCCAAAAUAGCUCUGAAAGGCUGUAUUUAUUACAUGUAUCGGUGCUCGUACUGUGACAGGAGACGGCAGGCACACGCCUGUAUAAUUAAGAAAUGCAUACUGUAUCCCCUGACAGUUGCCCCUUUCCACGCUUGGUAUGCCUCACCACAAUACUUAGGCUCGUAACACUUCUGUGUUAAGGCAAAACUAACUUACGGGAACCAUCAUUAUGCAAAAAAGAGUCAUCGCCAUUGCUGACAGUAGUGAAUUCUUUCAAUGAAAAGCACGGCAGCGAACAGCAAGAAGCUUGGUAGUGAACGCUUGAUGCUAACGUCUGAUGCUGAAAUCUAAAGCUAGCCACCACCGUGGCGCCUAGCAGCUCCGCGGUGGUGGCUACGGCUUCCAGCGGAUGUGUGUGCAAGAAAAGCCCUGGUUUGAAGUGGAAAUAUAAUCAAAAUGGCGGCAGCGGUGGCUUCAAUUAAUGCCGUUUUGGACCUGUGGUCACGGCAGAAAGUCUGCAAAAUCGGACGGCGAAGGAUUUUCGUGUCCGAAGUUUCAGACGUUCUAUAAUAGGUUACUCUACAUGGUACAUGUCGGUGCCACGAAGGCGUCCAAAUUAUUGAGCAUGUCCGAAAAAUCGGGCGCCCGGAAAAUGGGUCGUUGACUGUAUUCCCUUUAAGGCACAUAUUGCAAUUUACAAACAGAAGUUGCCAAGUCCUCAAAGCACGACAUUUGAUGCAAAUUUUAAAGCUAGCACCAGUAUUGAGAUAAGCACCUUCCCACUUUCAGUAAGGUGUACUGCUGAGCCACCCAAUUUUCUGACAUCAAGGCACUUCGUCACACAAUACUGAUGGCAUAUCGCAAUACUGGUGUCAGCCUCAAAAUGCCUGUCAAGAGUUUAUGCCCUGCAGACUCAUCGACUCCAAUUCGAAAAUUUUCAUAGGUGUGUAAAUGGAUUAGAUAAAUAGUUAAUUAGUGAAACUUGACUAAUUAGUCUUAAUGUAUUUUCACAGUUUGCAUACGUAACAUACACCUCUAUGAGUAAUCCAGCUCAGGGAAUAGAAUUGUGCUCAUAAGAGAUUUUAAAGAAUUCUAUUGAGAUUAAAAUAAAACAUCCAUAUAUAUAUAUAUAUAUACACACAGCUGCUUUUGCCUACAUUGAAGUUGUUACCGUGCAUGUUGGAGCUGCAGAUUUUUAUGGACAUGAAGAGAGUGGAGGAUAGCCAUUGUUGGGCCAAAAGGAAUUGUCAGACAAUGCAUUUAUGGGAGUGAAAAACUUGUCUUUUGCCAAGAGAAACCUUCAAAACCACUUUCCAAUGUAGUAGUCCAGCAACCACGUUCAAGCAAAAGCAAGAAGAAACUCAGCCAACAGUGUUCAUACCAUGAAAGGUUUCGAAAAGCCACAUCACAUAGCCAAUUACUCAUUUCUGCCGUCUUCAUACCGUAGCCUCCAACUGUUUCUCGAUAUUACAGUGUUCACAUUCUACAUAGUGAUGUAUCCGCACUCAAGGUUUCCUCAAUCUUAAUUAGCUUGUACAUAAAACAGUAAGCAAUUUUGCUCAGCGUUAAGGAGAACAGCUAGUCAUUGAAACACUGAUCCGUGUUUCAAGUUUGAUCACCUAUUUACAUAAAUACAAAGGCAGCAAAGAGGUUAUGCUGCUUUCCAAGUGUUAUGGUAAAAUAUCACCAUGUGUAUGUAGAAACGCCUUGCUCACAUCAGUAUCUUCACUGCAACAAUUGAAUGAACAGAGCUGGAAGGUACAAAAAGCGAAUAAAUAAAAGCUGAAGGCCUGUUUCAUCAAAUACACAAGGAUGGUUAUUCUGCUUGGUAUUUGUUCAAAGUGCCUUUUAAGCUUGCCUAUCCAAAGGCAAGCGCUGCCACGUAAGUUUCUGAAGAGUAAUUCAUGAGCUUUGCUGAUGUACAGUUAUUUGGUUGUCUAGAGUUUCAUGAAGCAUGGAAAUAAAGAAUGCGUUCUUUAAAGCAAAAUACAA
Dermacentor andersoni is the source of this 6524-nucleotide messenger RNA. It is a transcript of the gene Grip, whose product is annotated as Glutamate receptor interacting protein. Gene Ontology annotation, biological process: neurotransmitter receptor transport, endosome to postsynaptic membrane. Lineage: Eukaryota; Metazoa; Arthropoda; Arachnida; Ixodida; Ixodidae. Gene Ontology annotation, molecular function: protein binding. The record is from RefSeq and is a predicted model, not a curated record.